UCAUUUCGUCUAGAGAAAUUUUACUGGGGAGUCUCUUCGCAAAACUAUACCUAUAUUUGUCUGAGCAUCUGGCUUGUCUGAAUUUAACAUCCAUCCACCUAAAUCCCCAAAAUAUUAUGCCAACGAACAAAAUGACAACUACAAAAAGUUUUUAAACUGUUUUCUUUUGGAGGCUAAAACUGAUAACAAAAUUGGGCGAUUUCAUUCCACAUUGCUUUUUUGUUUACUGUGCAUAUAUGAUCAAUCUCGUUCACAUGUUGAGACAUGAUGGCGUUGGAAGCAAGAAUUGGGAAUAAACCAUGGUUAACCACAAUUAAUUGCCGUUUGACACCAGACCUGUGCUGAGUGAAACUGUGCAGGUGGUUUUUUGAGAAAAUAUUUUAAUUGAAAACUCCACAAAAAAGCUGCAGGUUGUUGAAGAAACCACGAAUUAUUUGCAUAUUAUUGAAUUGAUUCAGGUGUGUAAAGGAGGAGAAAAGAUGCACAAGGAUCAGAUAUUGAAGUUGGCCAAGGGCUUCCGAGGGAGGGCGAAGAAUUGCAUACGCAUUGCUAGAGAGCGUGUGGAGAAAGCCCUUCAGUACUCCUAUAGAGAUCGCCGAAACAAGAAGCGUGACAUGCGUGGUCUCUGGAUUCAGAGGAUCAAUGCUGGUACGCGCUUAUAUGGGGUGAACUAUGGGGAGUUUAUGCAUGGAUUGAUGAAUGAAAAUAUACAGCUCAACAGAAAGGUCCUCUCAGAGCUUGCCAUGCAUGAACCUUACAGCUUCAAGUCGCUAGUGGAUAUUUCCAAGAAUGCUUUUCCAGGGAAUAAAGCUCAAAAUUCUACAGUUACAAAAGAAACCACAGCUAUGAGCAAUUGAUCGAUGCUUCUCUAAAGUUACUUUAAACUUUAAUCUCUGAGAAUGAAAUUGUAUUUUGUAAUGCCAAUGAUGUAGAAUCCAUGGGAUUAAGAAGUCUUUGCCAUCUUGUUGUGGCAUUGAGAAGAUAAUGCACACCUAGAGCAGCUAGGUCCCCAGUUGCUUGGUAUGUAUGUAUUUUGGAAAAACUGCCAAUUCCAUUCAAGUUGUAAAAGCCCAGACGAGACGUUGCCUGGGAUGAAUUGGCAGAGUAUAAAUUUCUAGAAGUUGUAUUUUGAUGCAAAUUUUGUUGGUAAUAAGUGUAAAAUCUAAUAUUCAGGGCUUACAAAUCAGAAUGUGUGGCAGAGAUCUAAACCUGUUUGGUA
This is a messenger RNA of Cryptomeria japonica (Japanese cedar), 1219 nucleotides long. RefSeq lists its product as uncharacterized. NCBI's taxonomy places the organism in Eukaryota, Viridiplantae, Streptophyta, Pinopsida, Cupressales, Cupressaceae. Gene Ontology annotation, molecular function: rRNA binding; structural constituent of ribosome. Gene Ontology annotation, biological process: translation; ribosomal large subunit assembly. The record is from RefSeq and is a predicted model, not a curated record. The coding region runs from base 480 to 857 and encodes 125 amino acids. The transcript is spliced from 3 exons. Gene Ontology annotation, cellular component: ribosome.